This is a messenger RNA of Brettanomyces nanus, 1629 nucleotides long. RefSeq lists its product as uncharacterized. Gene Ontology annotation, cellular component: fungal-type vacuole membrane. Lineage: Eukaryota; Fungi; Ascomycota; Pichiomycetes; Pichiales; Pichiaceae. The transcript has a single exon. Gene Ontology annotation, biological process: dephosphorylation. Gene Ontology annotation, molecular function: alkaline phosphatase activity. The record is from RefSeq and is a predicted model, not a curated record. Bases 1 to 1629 code for a protein of 542 amino acids.
AUGCCAACCAAGGGUUCUGCUAAAAGCCCCUAUAGGGGCCUUGUGAUUUCACUCUCCCUUCUUCUCGUCGCUUUUGUUCUUUGGUUCUCCACUCAAUUGGCUGCUGCUGCUCAAUGGCCUCAAGGAACCCCUCUAGACUUAUCUUCUCCUUUUACGUCCAAAAAGAACAUCAUUAUGAUGGUAACCGAUGGAACAGGCCCUGCUUCUAUCAAUAUGGCACGCUCUUAUCGCCAAUAUCGCGAUAAUCUUAACUAUGACGAUCUACUUGAACUAGAUAAGCAUUUCAUAGGCUCAAGUAGAACAAGAAGCAACUCUUCUCUUAUUACGGACUCUGCUGCUGGCGCCACCGUUUUUUCAUGUGGUCUCAAAACCUAUAAUGGUGCCAUUGCCGUUGAUCCUUUGAAGAAUCCUCGUGGUACUAUCUUAGAAGCGUUGAAAUUGAAGGGUUAUAAGACCGGGUUGGUGGUCACUACAUCAAUAACUGAUGCUACUCCUGCUGCUUUCAACUCACACGUCGAUUAUAGAUUUAUGCAAUCUCUUAUUGCGAAUCAGCAGCUUGGUUUUAAUACUACAUUGGGUUCUAUGACCGAUUUAAUGAUUGGUGGAGGUCGUUGCUUCUAUCUUCCAGGAAAUUCGGUUGGUGGUUGUCGUGAUGACAACAGAAAUUUGAUUGAGGAGGCUCAGAAACUUGGUUUCAACGUGGCAACCUCUAAAAAAGAGUUCGAUUCGUGGCAACUUGGCCAAAACGUCUCUUUACCGAUGCUUUCUCUUCUUGCCUACUAUAAUAUCCCCUAUGAUUUGGAUAGAGAUGAAGAAAAGUAUCCUAGUUUGGAAGAAGAAACAAUAACUGCGUUGAACGUUCUCUCUAAUUCCACCAGAGACUCGAAUCAGGGCUUUUUCUUGAUGGUGGAAGGAUCCAGAAUCGAUCAUGCCGGUCAUCAGAAUGAUCCCGCUGCUCAAGUGAGAGAAGUUUUGGCCUAUGACAAGGCAUUCAAGGCAGUUAUCGAUUUUGCAGACUCUUCAGAUGUUCCCACAUACAUUGUUUCCACUUCUGAUCAUGAAACUGGUGGAUUGGAUGUUGGACGUCAGAUUACCAAAAGCUAUCCAGAUUAUCUUUGGAAACCUGAUGUUUUGGACAAUGCCACCCAUUCCGGUGAAUAUUUAACGCAGCGGGUUCAUGAAUUUGCAGCAUCAACGAAGGAUGCCGGUCAAUUGACCAAUUUUAUUGAGAAACAGAUCUUUGAAUUUGGUUUAGGUAUCUAUGAUUAUACAUUCAAAGACGUUCAAAAGGCUAUCGAAUACAAAGAGAGCCUAGAGCUCGGAAAUUACCUCAAUGAGAUGGUUUCACACAGAGCUCAGGUUGGCUGGUCCACCCAUGGACAUACUGCUGUUGAUGUGAACAUAUAUGCUCAUAGUAAUACAGAGGAAGGCCAGCAAUUACUCCACAAGUACCUUCUUGGAAACCACGAGAACGUGGAGAUUGGUCAGUUCUGGCAGACAUUAUGCGAUGUCAAUUUGGAUGAUAUAACCCACAAGUUGAGAGGAACAGUACAUAAUGUUGACGUAGAAGCUGCCGAGGAGCAUUCCGAGAGUUUGUAUGGUCAUGAAAUGGGAUCAGUUGAGUGGUAA